Erinaceus europaeus (western European hedgehog) is the source of this 4193-nucleotide messenger RNA. RefSeq names its product glycerol-3-phosphate dehydrogenase 1 like (gene GPD1L). Lineage: Eukaryota; Metazoa; Chordata; Mammalia; Eulipotyphla; Erinaceidae. The transcript has 8 exons. Gene Ontology annotation, cellular component: glycerol-3-phosphate dehydrogenase (FAD) complex; cytosol. The coding region runs from base 174 to 1229 and encodes 351 amino acids. Gene Ontology annotation, biological process: carbohydrate metabolic process; glycerol-3-phosphate catabolic process. The record is from RefSeq and is a predicted model, not a curated record. Gene Ontology annotation, molecular function: glycerol-3-phosphate dehydrogenase [NAD(P)+] activity; NAD binding; protein homodimerization activity.
CUUCCCGGGCUGUCAGCUGUGGCCGGGGGCUGCGGGGCGGGAGUGGCUACGACCAUUGGCGGAGAGGCGGGAGGGGCGGGGCCCGGUGGAAUCGCUGCGGGUCAGGCGGAGCGGGCACAGGCUGGCUGCCGGCUUGGGAAGCUCGGGUGGUGCAUCUGCGUUCCAGCCUGGCCAUGGCAGCGGCGCCCCUCAAAGUGUGCAUCGUGGGCUCAGGGAACUGGGGUUCAGCUGUGGCAAAAAUAAUUGGUAAUAAUGUCAAGAAUCUUAAAAAGUUUGCCUCCACGGUCAAGAUGUGGGUCUUUGAAGAAACGGUUAAUGGGAGGAAACUGACAGACAUCAUAAAUAAUGACCAUGAAAAUGUCAAAUAUCUCCCUGGACACAAGCUGCCAGAAAAUGUGGUUGCUGUCCCCAACCUCAGCGAGGCCGUGCAGGAUGCGGACCUGCUGGUGUUUGUCAUUCCCCACCAGUUCAUCCACAGAAUCUGUGAUGAGAUCACUGGCAGAGUGCCCAAGAAAGCUCUGGGGAUCACCCUGAUUAAGGGCAUAGACGAGGGGCCAGAGGGGCUGAAACUCAUUUCCGACAUCAUCCGAGAGAAGAUGGGCAUUGACAUCAGUGUGCUGAUGGGAGCCAACAUCGCCAGUGAGGUGGCUGCAGAGAAGUUCUGUGAAACCACCAUUGGCAGCAAAGUGAUGGAGAAUGGCCUUCUCUUCAAGGAGCUUCUACAGACUCCAAAUUUCCGAAUCACCGUGGUUGAUGAUGCCGACACUGUUGAACUUUGUGGUGCUCUGAAGAACAUCGUGGCAGUGGGAGCCGGCUUCAGCGAUGGCCUGUGCUGCGGAGACAACACCAAAGCUGCUGUCAUCCGUCUGGGGCUCAUGGAGAUGAUUGCUUUCGCCAGGAUCUUCUGCAAGGGCCAGGUGUCCACAGCCACCUUCCUGGAGAGCUGCGGCGUAGCUGACCUCAUCACCACCUGCUAUGGGGGCCGGAACCGCAGGGUGGCUGAAGCAUUUGCCAAAACGGGAAAGACUAUUGAAGAGCUGGAGAGGGAGAUGCUGAAUGGGCAGAAGCUCCAGGGACCGCAGACUUCUGCUGAAGUGUACCGCAUCCUCAAGCAGAAGGGGCUGCUUGACAAGUUUCCCUUGUUUACUGCAGUCUACCAGAUCUGCUAUGAAGGCAAACCCGUGAAAGAGAUGUUGUCUUGUCUCCAGAGCCACCCAGAGCAUAUAUAAUAUGACUUCUGCGACAGCAUGAGGAUUCUACCUGUCUGAUCAAUCUCUUGGAUUCACAUGGAAACUGGGACUUGGCAACACAAUGUUUGUAACCCAUCUUGAAUAUAGAUGAAUUUUUGCUGGUUCAUUUUGGAAUUGCCAAAAGCAGUUCAUUGGCUAAGGUGAACCAGGCAAUAGCUAGAGGCGUGUGUGUGUGUGUGUGUGUGUGUGUGUGUGUGUGUGUGUGUGUGUGUGUGUGUGUGUCUGUGUGUGUGUGUGUCCAUCUGUCCAGUUCUCAUUCUGUGAGUGUGUCUAUGAAUCAAAAUUAAAUGUACUUUUAAAAAAAUACUCUGAAAUUUUCCCAUUGUGGUAAGGUAUAAGACUGGAGCCCUACCCACUGAAUUUUUAGAUCUAAUUCAUAUGUGGUUGAGGGAGGGAAUUUUUCUCUCUCUCACUUUUUUUGAUGUUAACAUGUAACCAGCAUUAACAUGGUAGAGAGGAGGAAUGCCUGUGUUCAACAUACUGUAACUUUUCGACACUAUCCCAAAGCCAGCAUCAUUAACGUCUUCGAUUGUAGGUUGAUCUUCUUUCUAACAGCUAGACAGUUUUAAUUAGGUAACCUACUUCAGUGUCUCCCUCUUGCUGUACUUUCCUGUAUUUUUAGCCUCACUUUCUCUUCAUUAGCUGCCAGAAUGUGCUUCCACAAAGGCUCAGUUAUUGGCAGAAGACAGAAAACCCAUCUGGGAGUUUCCUGCAGUGACGGACACAUUCUUCUGAUUGACAAUGCCAGUGUGAUGUUUUGUGUUGGGGAGUACCUCUGUGUAGACAUUUUCUGGCAACCUCACAGAUCCCCUGGGGGGUGGGGAGGACUGCUGUUUUGGGAUCUUUUAAGAAGCAGUCACUGUGCCUGCUCACCUGGCAAACUGGGGUGGAGUCAGGAGCUGUCUGGGGAGGGGAGUCCAGCAUAGCUCAGUCUCCUCCCUGAACCUUCUCUGCCCACCAAAGUGCUGGAAGCUUCUGAGACAUCAGCUGGCUGAUUUGACCUCCAGCUAACUGGCUGCGUGACAAAUGCCACAUGCAACUCCUUUGACACUAGAUGAGAGAGGUUUGUGUGAAUCAUUGUCCAAACAGAUGCUACUCAGAGUGUGGUUCUCCGUUCAACAGAACAUCAGCUUCAUUUGGAGUUCUUAGAAAUAUGGGUUUCCCACCAGCCUCCUCCCAUCCCACCCCCCAGACCCCAAAAAAAAAGAAAAAAAAAGGAAAAGAAUACACCUCAGACCUCUGAACUUAGGUAGAGUGUCUUUGCUUUAAAUAUGUUCCUUUGUAUCUGAUGCUCGAAGUACUUUUAGAACCACUCGUUUAGAAUGUUUCCUUUAGGUUGGCACUUCUCAAACUGUGUUCUAGAGGAAAUGAUGAGUGUCCUCAGACCAAUGGUUGUUCUGGGCAUUUCCUGGCAAGGCCAAGUGAGUUUGGGAGAAGGCUACUUCUGUAACGGCCCUCUUGAAGGUAUAGCAUAUGUCUGUCAGUGGAACCUGUUUAUUCUACCCAGCAGUCUCUCAACAGCUCAGCCUAAAGAGAUUCUUCCUUCUUUCUUUUCUUCCUUUUUCCUUCCUCCCUCCCUCCCUUCCCCCCCCCCUUUUUUGCCAAAGUUUCCUAGAAACACAUCACAUUAUUCUGUUGAAGGUGACCUUAGAGUAUAUGCUAUACUCUUCCCUCUUUUAUGGCCUGCUAGUUUUGAACUUCCACAGUUGAGGUCUGCCAAGAAUCUCUGAUAAAGUUUUAAGAUGACACUGUCUAGUACAAGCCAUUUGAUGUCACCCUCGACGCAAGGCAUUAUGUGUCACGUGAGUGCUUUUAAUUCUAGGAUGAGAAUUACUGUGUCAUCUUAAAUGAGGUUGGUUUCAGGGUAGCAUUACAGUUGCUUUCUAUCGAAUUUGAUAAGUGCUGAGGGAACACAUGGAUAUCACUUAUAUAUUCAUGGUUUUUAGUCGCUUUAGUCAGAAGGUUGAGCUUUUUUAUUUUCCAGUUGACAGCCUUUUUCCUUAUAUGCCUGAAAUGAUGUAGAAGCAAGUGUUGUAGGAAUUUUCAACACUCCAUCUGGGACACUUUAGGGGCAUUUUUAAACACCCCCCCACACACACACACACACACACACACAUUUAUGAAAGCACAUAGAAUACUACAAGUUUCAUUGAUUUUGGUGAGUGCCACUAUUAAAUCUUUUUUUUUUUUUUCUGGUCUCAUGAGUAAUCUUUUUAAAAGUUUAUACACAGGUAACAAAGUGUUACUUUUUAAGAUACUUAAAGGGCUGCAAUUGAAUUUUGUCUUUUAAGCUGGACAGUUAGAUGUGAGAAAUUCGGACUUUUGCAUUCAGCUUCUAAUUCUGAGUAUUGUACUUGAGUUGCCUUGCUUUACAAAUGCUCUCAAACCAUUCUGAAAUCUGAGGACUGUACCUCUGGAACUAACUUUGAGUUUUCUGCCCCAUAUAGAAGAAGGCAAAUAUGAUAUGUUUGUGCUCUGCUGACUAUAGAUAUUUAUUACUCUAUGAGUUAUCUAUUUUUGUAUUCACCUGUGGUCUAUCACCUAUCUUAAUUCAUAUAUGUUAUUAAUUGUGGUAAAUAGGGAAAGAGACCUAGGAGAGAAGCUUAAUUUAUACUGUUUCAGCCAAUCUGUGAAUGUAAAACUUCACUGUUGCCUUGCAAUAAUCCGCCCUACUGUAAUGUGGAACAGAUUCCCAUCUGGAAAUCUAUCCUGGCUGGUGGAAUUGAGGCUACACUCUUUCUAGGUUUCCAGUGAACUCAAAUACAUCACGGCUCUGUGACAUGGCCUAAGGAGUGCUAAGGUGCCUGUGUACAGAAAGAUCUUUUGUUUUUCCACUAAUUCUAAUCUAAGAGCCUUUUACUUACAUGUGUACUGUAUUUGUUUAUAAACCAUAGGUGGAUAUAAUUUAAGAGCUUGGUUUAAUAAACAUUUAACUCCCCCAAA